AUGGCCAGAGAGCUACUGCCAACGACGCCGACGCGCCGCUCGAGGCGAUUCCAACCCGUUGUAGCCGUUACGCCGUCCAAAGCUGUGUCGCUCGCAGGAAAGAGCACCAAGUUCGCGUGGACCAGCGACGCCAUCCUUGAACGACCAACCACCCUUGACGACCUAUACGAUGAAGAGACCCUUCAGGGACUUGAAGAGGAUGUGACCCCUACAAACACAUACUACGACUCUCUAGAACGCUUGGAAACCUCCAGAGGCAAGAGCAAGGGUGCGGCAAAGGCACCGGAGAUCACGCAGAGGUUCGCAGUGGGCGACACCAUCCUCGUGGACACCCCCAGUAUAUACCCCACUAUUCGCAAGCCAAGCAUCGGCGUGAUUGUGUCAAUGUGGAGAGUCAUAUGGCAUGGAGAGGAGGACGUAGAUGAACAGGCUACGAUGCGUGUGCGCGUACAUUGGUUCCUUCGGCCAACAGAAUUAGCCAGCGUGCGUGCGCGAAGGGAUCACCGAGAAGACGAAAUCUACCUUUCGUUGGAGAGCAGUGCUGUCAUAACACCGCAACACAUUAUCGACCACUGCACUAUCACCAGUUCCUCGCGAGCUCAUCCUUCCUCUUCUUCCCGUGCAUCCUCAGAGGCACCCUCCAGAUCUCCCUCGCCAUCCGUCAGGCCAUCCAAACGCUCGCGCACGUCAACUUCGACCUCGAUCGCGUCCCCGUCGAAAGGACGUAAACUGAACAAGAACCGGAAACAUGUUUCAGAUGAUGAGGAUGAAUUCGACGAAGACGGGGGGAAAGAGCGCUUCUACUGUGCUCUCGCCGUGGACUCGCGCAAGGGACUAUUCUAUGACUUAAACUGGGAGCGCCACAGACAAACAGCUCUGGAGCAAUAUGCAUCGCUGAAGCAGAAAUUGGCUGGAGAAGAGGCUGAAAAGAUAGUGUUCGGGGCCCAUUGGAAGGUGGUGGUGAAGGAGUCACAGAAAGGGAAGGCGAGCGAGGCUGCGAAGGGGAAGCGAACGACUCGCGCUACAGCGGAGGAUGAGGGAGAAAAGAGUGAUAGUGAUGGCAGCAGCGAGGAUGAAUACGAGACAGAUUCGACCUUGUCGGAUGUGACAGCGGACGAAGGCGAAGAGGAGAGCGAAGCCGACGACGAGGAGGCGGAAAUUGAAGAGAUUCUCGAUGAAGGUGAACCGCGUACUCCCUCUCAGCGGAAACGUAGGCGUCAGAAACCAGCGGCUACUCCUCGAAAGCGACGCAAACUCGCGGCGCCUACUCCACGGUCGAAGGCACGAGCAAGGGGGAGGACGAAGCAAGAGCUUCGAGUCGCAGCACCAUCUCGAAUCACUGGAGGGUCAUACGCCACUCAUUUGUCGAAGCUUCCUCCGGAUCCUUAUUUGCGUGCUCAACACGUCUUACAUGUUGCCGCACGUCCAGACGAGCUUCCAUGCCGUGAUACGGAGUUUGCGCGCGUGCUCAGAUCAGUAGAGGAACUCCUCGAGGAGGGAAGCGGAGGUUGCGUGUACAUCAGCGGCGUACCUGGUACAGGGAAGACGGCGACUGUGCAUGCAGUGGUCAGGGAACUGAAAAGGAUGGCGGAGGAUAACGAAACGAACCCGUUUACGUAUGUCGAGAUCAACGGGCUCAAAAUACCCGAACCGUCUGCUGCAUACGGUCUGUUGUGGGAGGCGGUUUCCGGACACGAUUUAUCAGAAGGCACGCACAUCUGCUUCGCCAACCUCGCCGGAGCAACAGGACACCUGAAGAUAUCGUCGAAGGAGGCGCUGAAACAACUUUCCAAACAUUUCGGAAGUGGAGUUCGUGGUCCCGGGGGUCACGCAUGUGUGGUGUUGAUGGACGAACUCGACCAGUUGGUGACAGCGAAGCAGGACGUCGUAUACAACUUCUUUAACUGGCCAACGAUCGCCGAUUCGAAACUUGUUGUUAUCGCGGUUGCAAACACUAUGGACCUGCCAGAAAGGGUGAUGACAGGCCGGGUGCGGAGCCGACUAGGCAUGACACGAAUCAAUUUCCAGCCGUACACGACGCCUCAACUGGUCGAGAUAGUCCAGUCGCGGUUGGCCGGUGUGAAGGAGAGUCUGCAGGGCCUCACGGACUCGCCAAACCAGGACGUUAUCUCUGCUGAUGGUAUCCGGUUCGCUGCGAUGAAGGUUUCAUCCGUCAGUGGCGACGCCCGUCGAGUGCUAGAUAUCUGCCGACGAGCGGUCGAGCUGGUGCAGGCGAAAAAGAAGACUGCAAAAACCGAGGAUGUCAAGGAGGUCAUCAAAGUGAUGCAGAACAGCCCGACCGCAGCCUAUAUUAGGGACUGUAGCCUGCACGAAAGGAUGAUGCUUGCAGCGAUCCUGAAGUGCAUCAGGAGGGAAGGUGUCGAAGAAGUCAAGUGGGGCGACAUUCAAUAUCAACAUCUGAUAUACGUUUCAACCCUGACCUCUGAUACCGACCCCACGCGCAAACCAACACCGUCGGAAUUGACCAUGGUGCUAGAAUCUCUAGUAGCCGCUCGCGCCAUGCUGGUAGAAGAAGGCCUUUCGGCAGCACGGAAAGCUCAGGACGAACGAAGGGUGAUCCUAAACUUGGAACAAACAGAAGCUGAGAGGGUGCUUGGCGAGGUGGGCGGGCAAAGGUGGCGAAAUGCACUUUCGGUUUGA
This is a messenger RNA of Punctularia strigosozonata HHB-11173 SS5, 2661 nucleotides long. Its product is annotated as P-loop containing nucleoside triphosphate hydrolase protein. Gene Ontology annotation, cellular component: nuclear origin of replication recognition complex. Gene Ontology annotation, molecular function: DNA replication origin binding; ATP hydrolysis activity; chromatin binding. Gene Ontology annotation, biological process: mitotic DNA replication checkpoint signaling; DNA replication initiation. Lineage: Eukaryota; Fungi; Basidiomycota; Agaricomycetes; Corticiales; Punctulariaceae. The transcript has 9 exons. The record is from RefSeq and is a predicted model, not a curated record. Bases 1 to 2661 code for a protein of 886 amino acids.